Messenger RNA from Exophiala bonariae, 1122 nucleotides. RefSeq lists its product as uncharacterized. The transcript is spliced from 4 exons. Bases 1 to 1122 code for a protein of 373 amino acids. Lineage: Eukaryota; Fungi; Ascomycota; Eurotiomycetes; Chaetothyriales; Herpotrichiellaceae. The record is from RefSeq and is a predicted model, not a curated record.
AUGCCGCUACCGCCACCAUCACGCGAGAUAAUCACGCCGCCUCUACGCCUGGCACAAGCUUGUCUUGGUUCCGUAUAUACGCAGAAAGGUUCGGAAGAGGCUCGAAAUCUUUUUCAUGCGGGAGCUAGCCUCUGGGCCGUCAUCGUGGAAGUCGACAAUAGUGAAGCCAGAUCCCUCGAAAUGCUUGUUGCUACGAUCAUGGCACAGAGCACAUUGUUAUCCUGCUCCUCUGCAACGGUCAGUUUCAUCCCCAAGAGAGAGAAUGUGAGUGAACUGAAAGACCGUUCGAGCGCACCAAUCUGGUGUUUAUGGCUCUCAGAUCUCAUACAGAGUUUACACACAGGCGUUGCAGCCAAUUUCUCGUCGCGGGAGCUUUGGACAAAGAUGCCGUCAUCAACGCAUGAUUUCCACGACAUCUAUGAAAGACUCGUGUAUGGAGCUCGUGACGACGAAUUGCAAUCGAUACUGCCAGGGGGUAUGACGACACCGGAGGACGCUGUUCUCCUGCUCAUGGCCAUCAUCUCGGACGCAAUAUAUCUUCGCCAAGCACUUGGACGGCUGGUAUUAACGAAGGAAGGAAGGUCGAUGAGCAAUCCUUUCGUGCCAUUGACUCCAGAUACUGAGCUUGAACGGAUGCAAAUGCAGCUCUCACAGGGGCUUGAUAGAUGGGAGAGUCAAUUUCAGGGCGUCAUGGCAGCAGAUGUGAUGGCAUUUUAUCAUUACUGCAGGCUCUACAUCUCCUGUCCAGACCUCCCUGCUCUGCCGCCACUGUCGGGGUAUAAUAAUCCCGUUGCAGACAUCAGGUCUAGGUACCAAUCGAAGGCUGGAAACGUUUUCAACAUAGCUGAUAGUUCCAUUCAACAAGCAUGGCAAGUGCUCGAUUAUGCAGCGUUACGCUCCAAAACUGGCGAAAAGCUGUGCGCGAUAUGGCUUCCGAUUGUGGUUUUUCACGCCGGCCUGGUUAUCUGGGCCAGUAUCAGUCUGGUAGGCGGCGUUGAAGGUCGAGACAAGUCUGGUAGUAAGCGGUCACUGUUGGCAUUCAAAGUCGAACUCGAAGGAAUGCCUUGGCCCUGCUGUGCAGGAAUGGCGGCAGUCCUGGAGAAUCUAAUGCUGAGUGACUGA